This is a messenger RNA of Panicum virgatum (switchgrass), 913 nucleotides long. Its product is annotated as disease resistance protein Pik-2-like. The record is from RefSeq and is a predicted model, not a curated record. Lineage: Eukaryota; Viridiplantae; Streptophyta; Magnoliopsida; Poales; Poaceae. The coding region runs from base 219 to 875 and encodes 218 amino acids. The transcript has 2 exons.
GCGGGGCUCUUCCUCCUCUCAUCUCCCAUCUCCCACAUCUACUACUGAUAAACCUUCCCCCCUCAUCCUACCGGGCUCUUCCUCCUCUUCCAAGGCAGAAGCGACAUCUACGUACUCAAUCACGCAUCGACAAGUAGUGACUCGCCGAUCUACAGGCAGCCUGAUCCAGCGAGGAGCGAGGCUCUAUUCGCGACCAGCAUUGACCAGGGCAAAAAAACAUGGAAAUCGUGACGGGGGCACUGCCAAGCGUCAUCGAGAAGCUCGCUGGUCUGGCGGCCGGCGAGUACAAUCUGCAGAAAGGGCUGAAGGGGGAGAUCAAGUUCCUGCAAGAAGAGCUUGAGAGCAUGAAGGGUGCGCUGGAGGACAUCUCAAGGACUCCGGCAGACCAGCUUCCCAAUAAUGACAAGAUUUGGUCCAGGAAUGUGAGGGAGUUUUCCUAUGACAUAGAGGAUAGUAUUGACACAUUUAUGGUGCAAUGCAACGGCAAAAGGCUGGGCACACAGCAUGGGCUCAAAAAGGUCAUUGAUAGGAGCCUCCACCUGUUGAUGCAGCCAAAGGUUCGCCAUAGGAUUGCUAAAGAAGUCAGAGGGAUCAAGAGUCGCGUCAUGGAGGUGCACGAGCGGCGGCCCCGGUAUGAGGUCAGCCAUGGUGUUGAUAAACCUGUUAGUGUUGACCUUCGUUUAUUCACUCAGUACUACACCGAGGUGAAAGAGCUUGUUGGGAUUGAUGAGGCAAGGGAUGAGUUCAUCAAUAAUUGUUUGACAAAAGAGAAUAACGUUCCCAUGAAGCAAGGGAAGAUAGUUUCAAUAGUUGGAUUUGGAGGCCUGGGAAAGACAACUCUUGCUAAUGCAGUUCAUAAAAAGAUCAGAUUAUAAUUUUUGUAAUACAAUUGUCCAAAUCCCACUAACAUAUG